UUUUUUCAUUUCUUAAAGAUUUUGAGGUUGAUGGCGCUCAUCAAUAUAAAGUUAGUGACUUCUUUUUACAUCAAAACAGUUGGGGAGACAGGAAAAAAAGAGAGUGUCUGAAAACAAAACUAAAAGAAAAGAAAUAGAGUACAAUGAGGAUGCCUGAGUUCUCCUCCUCAUCCUCCUCCGGCAAGAACAAUAACAACAACACGAAUAAUAAUACAAACGUGAAACUAAGAAAAGGGUUGUGGUCGCCAGAGGAAGAUGAGAAGCUCAUGCAUUAUAUGCUGACAAAUGGACAAGGGUGUUGGAGUGAUGUAGCACGGAAUGCUGGAUUACAAAGAUGUGGGAAGAGUUGCAGGCUCAGAUGGAUUAAUUAUUUGAGGCCAGAUCUUAAGAGAGGUGCAUUUUUACCUCAAGAAGAGGAGCAUAUAAUCCAUUUACAUUCCCUUCUUGGUAACAGGUGGUCUCAAAUAGCUGCACGUUUGCCUGGGCGUACUGAUAAUGAAAUCAAGAAUUUCUGGAAUUCAACCUUGAAAAAGAGGCUAAAGAAUUCAUCGUCAUCCUCUACACCAUCACCAAAUGCAAGUGAUUCAUCCUCAGAUCAUCUCUCCAAAGACCUCAACAUAGGAGUUACUCAACAAAGAUUCAUGACAAUGCAAAAACAUAACCUAAUGUCCAUCAACAUGGACUCAACUUCAUCUUCUUCCUCGUCUAUGGCCCUAAACACGAUUAAUAUUGAUCCUUUACCCACAUUAGACCAUACCUUAAUUAACAUGUCUAAUGGAUUCAACAUCGCGCCCUCAUACUUGAGUACUACACAACCAUGCAUGGUACAAGGAGGGAAUAUUGUGGGUACUAAUAAUUGUGGAAGUCUAUUUUAUGGGAAUAAUCAUGGGAUAUUUGGAGGAAAUCUUAGUAUGGAAGGCCAUGAGCUCUAUGUUCCACCAUUGGAGAAUGUAAGUAUUGACUAUAAUCAAAAUGUUGAAAAUGGGAAUUAUGUUGAAAGGAGCAAUCAUCAUCUAAACAACAAUAACCUUAAUAAUAUGAGCAGCUUGAAUAGUACUAGUCAUAAUUUCAAUAGUAGUAGUAAUAUCAAAGUAGAAAAUUUUGGAGGGAUUGGGAAUUAUUGGGAAGGAGAUGAACUAAAGGUGGGAGAGUGGGACUUGGAGGAAUUGAUGAAGGAUGUUUCACCUUUCCCUUUCCUUGAUUUUCAAGUUGAAUAACCUUAUAGGCUAUAAAGAACAUUUAAUUUCCCUAUGGACAUCAAGACCUUUUUUCCUACUUCAACAUUAUGCCACAUAACUUCAAUCCUAUAUAUAGUUCAUAUAAAUUUGGACAGGAAAUAGAAGAUGAGAGGGUAAAGAAUCUCAUGGGAAUAAGGUUCAUUGCCUAGUAGAUAGAUACCUUUUUUAUGGCCUGCCACAAUGCAACUCUUUGUAUAGGAUAUUUUUCAUUACCUUGUACUCUAAACGAUGUAAUUAGAAAAAGGGUAAUUUGGUCAUUUGUACUUCAUUUAGUUGUUUGUAAUAAUCAUCAUAUACUCUUGCAGAGAUAUGUAUAUUCAACUCAAAUGUGAUAAUGUAGAGAUUAGUGAUUGUGUAUUAGUCUUUGUGUACAAAAUCAUUUAAAAUGUAAGCAAUUAUAUAGCUAUGUUUUAAAUAGUGGAUUAAUUAGCUCUA
Molecule: messenger RNA, 1673 nt
Organism: Capsicum annuum
Lineage: Eukaryota; Viridiplantae; Streptophyta; Magnoliopsida; Solanales; Solanaceae
Product: transcription factor MYB83
Exons: 2
Coding region: 144-1217 (357 amino acids)
Source: RefSeq, a predicted model, not a curated record